AUGAAUAACGACCACGAUAAGCAGCCGAGCAACGUAGGACCGGUACAUGUAGUAAGGUCACCGUGUGUGAUUGCAACCACGGUCACGGAAGCCAACAAGCUGCCACAAGAACAAGAUGCGUCGGCCACGACUCAGCGUAAGGAGCUUAGCCGAACCCGGAGCUGCGUCUUCAGCAAGCUAAAGCUACAGGAGUCUGGUACUGAAACUUCAACGAACAAAACGACAACUGCGGGGGAUGGGACAACUGAAGGCAACAAGGAACAAAUAAUACAACAAGGUGUUAAAAAAAGUGUUGCAGAUGAACCUGCUUUUUCUAGUGGUCGCUGUGGCCAAGUAGGAGACACCCUGGUCGUGGAGGAAGAUAAUAUCGUCUAUCAUGGAGCAUUUGGGUUUGGCACAACCACAAUUGCUAGCGCGCAUGUUGCUUCACAGUCAGUGGACUCGACUUCUACUUCAGAUAAUAUCCUUGACGAGCAGGACGACGACGAGAUCGGUGAUAAUAUUGUCUACCACGACAAUUUUUUCGGUGAGGAGGUUUUCACGUCUACGUCAUCAACGAGUAGUUCAGACACCUCGCACAGCUCCAGCUCUACACCACCGGGGAGUCCGGUUGUGCUUCUCAAGGAAGAACAGGCAGAAGAUCACAGCACGAUACGGCGAAAAUGUGUAGUCCAGGUUCCGAAGCUAAACCUUACGGGGGUCACUCCACUCCGUGUGGAGUCCUCCGAAGUGAACGAAGUUGGGCCGCUGAGAACGGAAUCGAGACGAGACAUUCAUCAGGAGCAUAGCGUGAGAGCGAAAGCGAAUGGCGGCACGACUCGUAUUGCAAAUUACACCGACGUCGAGGUAGUAGCGGAGGUCGUCGGCGCUCCGGAGAAAGACUGUAAUAGCGAGUUCACUGUACCAGAGAGUUCCACCAGAACAACACCAACAUCAAGCGGUCGCGCUUCUAGUGUCCCGGUAGCCAAUCGAUCACCAAGUCGCGUACUAUUUCUGCCACCACAAUUGGUCGUAAGGAGUCCUAUGGUCGUCAAGCGCACUAUUGAUAGCAAUACUUCUGCAACUACAUCGACCGGAACAGGAGGGGGUCAUUGUCACAUGAUCGGAGCCUCUCGAACUGAUCCAACUGCUGCAACGCUGAGACAACCGACGAAGAGUGGUACUUCGUCCUUGCAACACUCGCAGAGUACUGGCAAGAUAACUUAUCCGAGUACAACAACACAGCCUGAAGAUGUAGUUGGUCCCCUGCAGAAGCACAGAGCGGUGCCGUGCAUGAGGAGAGUUCUUGAAGAGCGCAAGAAAAGAAAUUUUGCGCAAUCGCAAUCCACUUUGAUCAGUGGAACUCAACAAGGUCAAGGUCAACACCGAGAAAAAAUGAAACAAGGAGUCGUGCAAUACCCGGACUCGGACAUCAACAUCAAAGACGACAAGAAGGUCGCCAUCUUCAGUAGUAAGAAUAUCAUGACACACAGAAGCACGACUCUCGCUCCUCAAACUCAUCAUGCUCAUGAUCAUCUUCUUCGGACUCCGCAACGAUCCUUCACACCUGUAUUGCAAUCGCCCCGCACUGCCGAGCAUCUUGCUGCGGCCCGUGGCACGUCCUCGUCCAGCUUGUUUUGCUCGCCAGGUCUGCUCCUCACGCCGAGGGGCAUUGCUACAGGAAGUCGUGGGAGUUCGAGCGCGUCUACAGGACGUGGCGAAAUACCAUCUUCAGUAUCGCAGAUCACGACGCCUCGGCCUCUCGUUGUAGGCAGCAAUUCUACACCUGGAUUGUCAUCUCCUGCUCCAACAGCUGCUGUUGCUGGUCGCUACGCAACGUCCCAUACGAAUGCGACAGCGAGCAACCUGAGGGGCCAGAAUAGAAUCACUGCUUCUCGUCCUCCUUCCAAUAAUGCAUCUCCUGCACCUCCCGG
This is a messenger RNA of Amoebophrya sp. A25, 1913 nucleotides long. NCBI's taxonomy places the organism in Eukaryota, Dinophyceae, Syndiniales, Amoebophryaceae. The record is from the annotation of a GenBank genome assembly.